Molecule: messenger RNA, 2586 nt
Organism: Olea europaea var. sylvestris
Lineage: Eukaryota; Viridiplantae; Streptophyta; Magnoliopsida; Lamiales; Oleaceae
Product: interactor of constitutive active ROPs 3-like
Exons: 6
Coding region: 449-2371 (640 amino acids)
Source: RefSeq, a predicted model, not a curated record
CCAUUCUACACGCUCCAAUGAAACGACAAUUCAUCCUCUAUCCCACGUUCAUCUUUGCCUUCUGCAUUACUUUUCAAGCCAUAGGCCCUGCACCCACCCAGUGACUAUACAUGUACCAGAGGAGCAGUUGGCCUCGAUAGAUGAGCUUUCAAACUACAAUGGCUUCUUCUUCUCUAAUGGUUCAAUUUUUCUUGUAGCACAGUGAUUUUUUCAGUCUCUUUCUCAGGAUUUUAUUGAACAGCAGUAUUAGGUCUGCUGUAGACUAAAUAGCUCCUGAACUGCAUCAGCACUUUUCAGCUUUGGCUGCUGCACUUUCUUUUUCGCUUCAUCUGGGAACUGCUCUUUCCUUCCUGAUCUCACAUGAGUAUAUAUGAUUUGUAAGGUAGGACGCAUUUAAGUAGAUCUUUACAAACCAAUUUCACUGUGUGGACUGGAAGAAAGUUAAGAUAUGCAGACUCCUAAAGCAAGAAAAACUUCUACCGGAACAUCUCAAAAAGCCUCUCCUCAAUCUAUGUCCUCUGAAGUGCCUCAUAAGACCUCUCCUCGAGCUGGUUCUUCAGAAAUGUCCCAAAAGAGUUCUCCUCAAGUUGUACGCAAACUGAAGACAGCUGCACGAGAUUCAGAUCAACCUGCCUCUUCUUCGAAUUUGUAUAGUAGGGUGCCAAAGGAGAUAAGUCCUAAAGUUGCCGAUCGUAGGCUAUCCAAUAGCCCGGUGUCCGAGAAGCAGCGUCCAAGCAAGGUUGCUGAACUAGAACACCAGAUAUCUCAGCUUGAGCAUGAUCUAAAAACUGUGAAGGAUCAGCUAUGCUCUUCAGAAGCAUCAAAGAAACAAGCCCUGAAAGAUUCAGAGGAAUCGAACCAGAAGCUCUUGGCCCUAUCGGCAAAACUCGAAGAAUCCCGUAAGCAACUUUUGGAGCAGUCAAACAUAGAGAAAGGACACAUAAUUGAGAUUUGUAAGAACUCUGAGGAACGGGAUCGGACAUUACAAUCUGAACUUGAUGCUAUAAAAAAUGAUCUGUCAGUCGAUUCUGCUGCGUUAACCUCUGCCCUAAAUGAGAUCAAGCAACUUAAACUGCAGCUUGAAAUGGUAGCAGAGUCUGAAGCUACCCAGACGAAGAACUCAGAAUCAGCGCAAAGUGAGCUCCAUAAUCUGAAAGAGAAACUUGGCGAAACUCUUUUGAUUGUGGAAGAUAUGAAAAAACAGCUGAGAGACUGCACAGAAUCAGAAGCUCGUGCUCAAGUACUUGCAGGGGAAACACUAAAGCAACUGGAAAUAGCAAAAAAGACCGUGGAGAGCCUUAGAUCGGAUGGAUUUAAGGCCAUUGAAGUAUAUGAUGCUAUAGCUUCUGAGUUGGGCCAGUCAAGAGCUCGCGUUACAUUUCUGGAAGAGCUUGUUAGCAAACUCAAGUCUGGCACCAGUGAUUCUCUAAAUGAAGGUGAUUGUAAAACUGAUUUUGAAAGUAAAGAGAGUGAAAGAAGUGAAGAAUCAAUAGAAGCUGAGGUGACUUCUUCUAAACUUGAGGUUGAACGACUAAGACGUGCUUUAGAAGCAGCUGAAAUCAAAUAUAAUGAAGAACAAUCUCGAAGUGCAGAACAGAUGAGAAGUGCUUAUCAAUUGAUGGAACAGAUGAAGUCCCAGUCAAGCCAGAGAGAGGCCGAGCUCGAGUUUAAGCUACGGCUAUCUGAAGAUGAAAUGGAGGAGUUGAAAGAAAAUCUGAUGGACAAGGAAACUGAAUUACAAGGUAUCUGUGAUGAGAACGAGCAGCUGAUGGUUAGGCUUGAAACUUCACUACAAGACCAGAGGGAAUAUGAACUGGAAAAGGAGCUCCAGAAAUCAAAGAAAGACUUGGAGGAUUUGAGAGCCAAUUUGAUGGAUAAAGAAACUGAGUUGCAGUAUGUAUCAGAGGAGAACGAAACGCUGAAGUUAAAAAUCAAGGAAAUCAACAUGGGUAACCUAAGCGAUGAAGUUGCAUCUGAAGUAGAGUCAGCAAGGUGUGCAGAGCAGGAGGCUCUUAUGAAGGUUGAGUACAUGACAGAGGAAGUUGAAAAGAAUAACAGGAGGACCACUCGAAUGGCUGAGCAGUUGGAAGCAGCGCAAGCAACCAAUGCAGAAAUGGAAACUGAUUUGAGAAGGCUAAAGGUUCAGUCUGAUCAGUGGAGGAAAGCUGCAGAGGCUGCUGCUUCCAUGCUUCCAGUCGGAAAUAAUGGGAAACUCAUGGAAAGAACUGGAUCAAUGGACAGCAACUAUAGCCCUAGGAUGGGAAAGAUAAGUUCACCUUGUGCAGAGAAUGUUGACGAAGAUUUGCUAAAGAAGAAAAAUGCCAACAUGCUUAAAAGGCUCGGGGUCCUGUGGAAGAAGCCACAGAAAUAGAAGCAGAUACCACUAGUGGUUGUACUAGCAGCAGUCCCUUAUCACUAAAACUAUUCGCAGCGCUUUGAUGUUUCCUCAUCUUUUACCUAUAUCUCUUUAGAAUGUCUGCGCAUUUUGGUCGCUUAAUUGUGAACCAUGAUAUUGCUUUUCUAUGUAUGACAGUAAUUUCCAUGGCAUUAGAAUUCAUAAUUCUAUUGGCUUUUCUCUCUUUCAAA